Rotaria socialis is the source of this 351-nucleotide messenger RNA. Lineage: Eukaryota; Metazoa; Rotifera; Eurotatoria; Philodinida; Philodinidae. The record is from the annotation of a GenBank genome assembly.
AUGAAUCAAGAAGAUUCUGUUCUUCACGACAUCUAUGAAUCAUAUAAACCAUCACCUGCGCUACCUUCCGUUCCUCUAUUUCCAUGUGCUAUGAAUAGUUUAUAUACGGUUGGCAACCGUCUGUGCGAUCAACAUAAAUCUGUGAUAUUUGUAAAAAAAAGCAUAAAAAAUGCCAAAACUUUCGAAAUUCCAUAUGGUAAAUGGGAAAAUUGGUUGAGGUAUAAACAACGCAUUAGUGAUAAGACGGGAAUUCCAGUAGAUGAAGUCGAAAUAGUAUAUGCUGGAGUCAAAAGAGAUGGUUUAAUUCGGCAUACUGGAUUGUGUCGUCAAAGUACUAUACAUGUCCUUUAA